Phragmites australis (common reed) is the source of this 1343-nucleotide messenger RNA. RefSeq lists its product as uncharacterized. Lineage: Eukaryota; Viridiplantae; Streptophyta; Magnoliopsida; Poales; Poaceae. Bases 41 to 1036 code for a protein of 331 amino acids. The record is from RefSeq and is a predicted model, not a curated record. Gene Ontology annotation, molecular function: ubiquitin protein ligase activity. The transcript is spliced from 5 exons.
AGUCCCCAGCAACCGGCUAUCGAAGAGCAAGGAGCCUUGAAUGGCCCGCGACGGCGGCGGCGGCUCACCGGCGGCGGAGCGGCGGAGGGUGGCUCUGCGUGCCCUCCUCUCCUGUGAAGAGGCCUCGUCAUACGCGUUGCCGGCGGCGGCGGAGGAGGCCAUGAGGCCGAGCAAGGGGCUGCUGCGCGGGCUCGGGUGCACGUCGGCGGCGGCGUCCCAGGCUCACGCGCCGGCUGCUGCUGCGGAUGCGUUGGGGUCUUCGGCGGACUGGCGCGGGAUGCGGCGGCGGAAGGGAAAGGAGAGGCGGAAGGCGAGGGGCGUGGGAGGCGGCGUUGUGAGUGCUGGGGGGAUGGGCGGGGACGUGUGGUGCACUCCGGGGAUACCGUUCGCCGCCGAGGCGUCAUCGGUGGACUGCUUGGUGGCGCUGCACCAGCCGACGGUGGGUACGCGUCGCCGCGCCCAGGCAGAGAGGUCGAACAGAGAGGGGCCUGGCGCAGCUCCGGCUAGGAGGGUCACCAUGCGGGAGCACAUGUCCUCGUCUCCCAUGAAUUCACCCCCACACCAUGAAAUGCCGUUCAUUGAUGCCGUCCGUAUACCUUCUGGCCGCAACCGACAUGUGAAUGGGCGUCGGCACUCUCACGCACGGCUUCAGGAAGAGAUGAUGAUGUUCCGAACAAGGGUAUUAUUAGGAAGGAUGGGUAUGUAUGAUCAGUAUCAGGAUUGGCGCCUUGAUGUUGAUAACAUGACAUACGAGGAACUGCUUGAUCUUGAGGACCGAAUUGGAUAUGUAAGUACAGGGUUGCGUGAGGAUGAGAUCAUUCAAAGCCUUAGGAUGGUCAAAUACUCGGCGUUCCACCCCAAUCAUUUUUCAACAGAAAUGGAUAGGGGAUGUAGCAUUUGUCAAGAAGAGUUUGAACCAAAUGAAGAAACUGGGAAGCUGAGUUGCAGCCACAACUAUCAUGUAAACUGCAUAAAGCAGUGGCUUUCUCGAAAGAACGCUUGCCCAGUUUGCAAAACUGUUGUCUCAAAGACCUGAAGUACUUGCAUUUGUAUGGCUGGAUUAAAACGUGACAGGCAUUUGUUCUUCUGUAUUGUUGUACAGCCCUCCCCAUAUAUGACUGUACAAAUGCAUGAUCCAAAAGAUCGCAUUUGCAUAUAGAGAUUACAAGUUUUCCCCAUUUUUAAAUAGGGUGCCGUCUCAAAGCAUGACAGACAUCAGUUCUUCAAUGCAUUUCUCGUAGCUGCUGUUAACAAAUUUGUUGCAACUGUCCUAGAAUCGUUUGUUCUCCGCGGACCAAAAGUUGGUGUCUUUCUAAUUACUGAGUUGAGGUCCAUCAGACUAA